GUUUAUUUCUCUCGAAUUUCUUUCCAAUCCAAACCUUACUUUCUCUCUCGAAUCAAAAUAACCUCUGAAAUGUCAAUGUUUAUACCUCGUACAGCUCCUCGAGCUUUCCACGCCCUCCGCGCAGCUGGUCUGCGCCCGGCACAGUUUCAAAAGUCUGCUACCCCUCUAUUAAGACGUUUCCUUGCCACAGAGCAACCACGACUCCGUCUAGGAUCAACAGCACCGAAUUUCAAAGCCAAAACCACGCAUGGCGAUAUCGAUUUUCACGAAUUCUUGGGCGACAAGUGGGGUAUUUUAUUUUCGCACCCAGCGGACUUUACGCCUGUUUGCACGACGGAAUUGGGCGCUUUUGCAAAACUAAAAGAUGAAUUUGAAGGGAGGGGAGUUAAGAUGAUUGGAUUGAGCGCCAAUGGUCUCGACUCACACGCAAAAUGGAUCGAAGACAUCAACGAAAUCUCGCAAACGAACCUCCAAUUCCCCAUCAUCGCCGACGCAGAUAGAAAAAUUGCCUACUUAUACGAUAUGCUCGAUGCACAAGACCUGGAAAAUAUAGAUGAGAAGGGCAUCGCGUUUACGAUCCGGUCGGUGUUUAUCAUUGACCCGGCGAAGAAGAUCCGUUUGACGAUGAUGUAUCCUGCGAGCUGUGGGAGGAAUACGAUGGAAGUUUUGAGAGUUAUUGAUUCGUUGCAAACGGCGGAUAAGAAGGGGAUCACGACGCCGAUUGAUUGGCAGGUGGGGGAUGAUGUUAUUGUGCCGCCGACGGUGAAGACGGAGGAUGCGAGGAAGAAGUUUGGGGAGGUGAGGGAGGUGAGGCCUUAUUUGAGGUUUACGAAGAUUUAGGGGCCUGUAAAGUGUAUGAUAUUUGGGUUGAGAAUUGCUACUUUAGAAAACAACAUAGAAAUGCUCAGCUGAACAAUGC
Molecule: messenger RNA, 919 nt
Organism: Mollisia scopiformis
Lineage: Eukaryota; Fungi; Ascomycota; Leotiomycetes; Helotiales; Mollisiaceae
Product: AhpC/TSA family thioredoxin peroxidase
Exons: 3
Coding region: 70-840 (256 amino acids)
Biological process (GO): cellular oxidant detoxification; cellular response to oxidative stress; cell redox homeostasis
Cellular component (GO): mitochondrion; cytosol
Molecular function (GO): thioredoxin peroxidase activity
Source: RefSeq, a predicted model, not a curated record